Molecule: messenger RNA, 587 nt
Organism: Funneliformis geosporum
Lineage: Eukaryota; Fungi; Glomeromycota; Glomeromycetes; Glomerales; Glomeraceae
Source: the annotation of a GenBank genome assembly
AAUUUUUUGAAAAUAAUCAUAUGAUGAUUAUCUGUACUACAUCUGAACGAUUAUCUGAAUGGAUAAAAUGUGAACACUUUCAAAUAGAUCUUUCUUUCAAACGUGUUGCAGGUGAAAUUAAUGAAUUUGAGGUUAAUUAUUAUAAUCCUCAACAUAAUCUAACACCUCAAUUUAAGCAUACUCAUAAAAAAGGUUGGGGCUGUGUUAUUGCAGAUCUGGAUUAUGCACAAGCACAAGAUCUAGGAUUAGUUUUAAAUGAAAUAGACAAAACAAGAAAUUGGGAAGAAUAUUUAGUUCAUUUUUUUAAAUCCUGUAAAGUACAUUAUAAAGCUGAAUCAGAGGAUACAAUCAAUCAUUUAUUUGAUAAUAUUCAAAAAAUUGAUAAAAAUACUGCUGUUAAUUCUGAUACUGAAAAUGACGAUAAGGAGAAUAAGUUAACUUCAAGAAUUAGUGAACUUGAAUAUAAAGAACGGGUUCUGGCUUUAAAAGAGCAUGAAAUUGAUCUAAGAGAACGAGAGGCUAAAAUCUAUUUAAUGGAACUAUCAAAUUUUGAGAAGAAGCGUGAGUUAGAAUUUGUUAAAUCUUGA